UCGCAACCUAUUGGGCCCAGUAAUAUGUAGUGCCGGGCACAAGGCACGGCUUUCUCGACUUUGCCAACCCCGGACAGAGCAACCCCAUGCUUGGAGCCAAGAAGCAGCCAAGCGCCAUUGCCGUGGGUCAGCAACGGCCGGCCCCAAUUAUUGAUCCACUGUGCGUCAAUCUCCAAAGGCAUGCGAAAACAGUCAAACAGGACAUGGCGGGUGGAAUGCUACACGCGAGAUCCUAGCACCGUUUACGGACACUGGUUUACAUAUAUCCUCCCUCGCCCGCAGGACGCCAUGCUGGGAGUCUCAGCUCCGGACUACUGCAGUUGGCCCUCGCUCUCUCGCAGACCGCCAUGAAGCCCGCUGUCGCGCUUGCCACGUUGGCCAGCAGCACUCUGGCUGCUGGACGAACACUUGGAUCCACAAAUCAGAUCGAAAAGCGGGCGUUGGCGACUUCGGACCCAUUCUAUCCCUCGCCAUGGAUGAACCCGGACGCCGAGGGCUGGAAGGAGGCCUAUGCUAAGGCCAGGGAGUUUGUCUCCCAGCUUACUCUCAUGGAAAAGGUCAACCUGACCACUGGUGUUGGCUGGCAAGGCGAACAAUGCGUUGGCAACACCGGUUCCAUUCCUCGCUUUGGUAUGCGUGGCCUGUGCCUGCAAGAUUCCCCGUUGGGAAUUCGCGGCACAGACUACAAUUCGGCAUUCCCCUCUGGGCAGACUGUAGCCGCGACUUUUGACAGGGCCCUCAUCUACAAGCGCGGCUAUGCCAUGGGCAUGGAGGCCAAGGGCAAGGGAGUCGACGUGCUCCUCGGCCCAGUGGCCGGCCCUCUGGGGCGCAUGCCCGCCGCCGGCCGCAACUGGGAGGGCUUCUCCCCGGAUCCUGUCCUCACAGGAAUUGGAAUGAUGGAGUCCGUCAAGGGCAUCCAGGAUGCUGGUACGAUCGCCUGCGCGAAGCAUUAUAUCGGGAACGAGCAAGAACACUUCAGACAAGUGGGCGAGGCUCAGGGAUACGGCUUUGACAUCAGCGAGACGCUGUCAUCCAAUAUCGACGACAAGACAAUGCAUGAGCUCUAUCUCUGGCCCUUUGCCGAUGCCGUUCGUGCGGGAGUUGGCUCCGUGAUGUGCUCGUAUCAGCAAGUCAACAACUCCUACGGCUGCCAAAACUCCAAGCUCUUGAACGACCUCCUCAAGAACGAACUGGGAUUCCAGGGAUUCGUCAUGUCCGACUGGCAGGCACAGCAUACCGGCGCUGCAAGCGCCGUCGCUGGCCUUGACAUGACCAUGCCGGGAGAUACAGUUUUCAACUCGGGCCGCAGCUUCUUUGGACCCAACCUUACCCUCGCCGUUCUCAACGGCACAGUUCCUGCCUACCGCCUCGACGACAUGGCUAUGCGCAUCAUGGCCGCUAUGUUCAAGGUCGGAAAGACUACCGAUCUUGAACCUGUCAACUUUUCGUUCUGGACCACAGACACGUACGGGCCGGUUCACUUCGUCGCGAACGAAGGAUUUCAGGAGAUCAAUUCUCAUGUCGACGUUCGAGCCGACCACGGCAACCUGAUUCGGGAAAUCGCUGCUAAGGGAACUGUGCUGCUGAAGAACACUGGAUCUUUGCCCCUGAAGAAGCCAAAGUUCCUCGCAGUUAUCGGCGAGGACGCCGGUCCGAACCUCCGCGGCCCGAAUGGGUGCGGUGAUCGUGGUUGUGACGACGGUACUCUUGCUAUGGGCUGGGGCUCCGGCACGGCCAACUUCCCGUACCUGAUCACCCCGGAUGCUGCUCUUCAGGCUCAGGCCGUCAGCGACGGAUCUCGAUACGAGAGCAUUCUGACCAAUUACGCUCCCGCACAAACCAGGGCGCUUGUGUCCCAGGCCAAUGCCACGGCGAUUGUCUUCGUCAACGCCGAUUCCGGUGAAGGAUACAUCAACGUGGACGGCAACAUGGGCGACAGGAAAAACCUGACGCUCUGGAAGGAUGGCGACGCUUUGGUCAAGAACGUCUCGAGCUGGUGCUCCAACACAAUCGUUGUCAUUCACUCCACCGGCCCGGUUCUCCUGACCGAGUGGUACGACAGCCCGAACAUCACGGCGAUUCUGUGGGCUGGUCUCCCCGGCCAAGAGUCUGGCAACGCCAUCGUCGACGUGCUGUACGGAAAGGUCAACCCGUCUGGGCGCACGCCCUUCACAUGGGGCGCGACUCGCGAGAGCUACGGUGCCGACGUCCUUUACGAGCCGAACAACGGCAACGGCGCGCCGCAGCAAGACUUCACCGAGGGUGUCUUUAUCGACUACCGCUACUUUGACAAGUUUGACACCCCCGUCAUUUACGAGUUCGGCCACGGCCUCAGCUACACCACCUUCAAGUACAGCAACAUCAAGGUGGAAAAGUCCAACGCUGGCGAGUACAAGCCCACUGAGGGCACCACAGCUCCGGCGCCGACCUUGGGCAACUUCUCGACCGACCUGAACGACUACUUGUUCCCUUCGGACGAGUUCCACUACGUCUACCAGUACAACUACCCGUACCUUAACACGACGGAUCCUAAGGAGGCCUCCGGCGACGCGCACUAUGGCCAGACCGCCGAGGAGUUCCUCCCGCCACACGCAACCGACUCGUCGGCGCAGCCGCUGCUGCGGUCAUCGGGCAAGAACGAGCCGGGCGGCAACCGCCAGCUGUACGACGUCAUGUACACGGUCACGGCCGACAUCACAAACACCGGCGACGUGGCGGGCACCGAAAUCCCGCAGCUCUAUCUCUCACUGGGAGGAGAGGACGACCCCGUGGUUGUACUCCGCGAUUUUGAUAAGCUGUUCCUUCAGCCUGGGGAGACGGGCACGUUCCGCGGAACGCUGACAAGGAGGGACUUGAGCAACUGGGAUGUCGAGAAGCAGGAUUGGGUGAUUAGCGCGGCCAAGAAGAAGGUCUUUGUUGGAAAGAGCAGCAGGAAAUUGGAGCUCAGUGCUGAGCUGAACUGAGUUGGAUAGGGCUGGCUAGCUGAAAAGUUGGAGGUUAUGAUUAAUGAGGAAGCAUCGGCGAGUUGCAUUGCUAGCUAAAAAGCCAACAUAUAGUACCUAAGUAGUAAGGUCUAAUUGCAUAAUUCUUUUCUGCUGUC
This is a messenger RNA of Canariomyces notabilis, 3100 nucleotides long. Its product is annotated as glycoside hydrolase family 3 protein. The coding region runs from base 348 to 2963 and encodes 871 amino acids. The transcript has 4 exons. Gene Ontology annotation, biological process: glucan catabolic process. The record is from RefSeq and is a predicted model, not a curated record. NCBI's taxonomy places the organism in Eukaryota, Fungi, Ascomycota, Sordariomycetes, Sordariales, Chaetomiaceae. Gene Ontology annotation, molecular function: beta-glucosidase activity.